Messenger RNA from Chelmon rostratus (copperband butterflyfish), 2951 nucleotides. Its product is annotated as neurturin-like. The record is from RefSeq and is a predicted model, not a curated record. The transcript is spliced from 4 exons. Gene Ontology annotation, molecular function: growth factor activity; receptor tyrosine kinase binding; glial cell-derived neurotrophic factor receptor binding. Bases 540 to 1259 code for a protein of 239 amino acids. Lineage: Eukaryota; Metazoa; Chordata; Actinopteri; Chaetodontiformes; Chaetodontidae.
CUUACGGUAACCACGCUCUCCCUCCUCACCCUAACCCAUCUUCUCAACCCGCAGAGUUCCCCUCCUCGGAGCUAAAGAGAAGACCUGCUGCUGGAGAGAGGGUUCAGGUUUGUGCAAAAAAGCGGGACCAGACGAAUGCACGGAGAAGCAUGAUGACAGAAGUUUUCGUGAAGUGAGCCAGAAACCAACUCUCCUCUUCUUGGAUGGAUCGACCUGAGUGCCAUGAAGUGCACACAUACAUUCAGAGGAAUGUUGAUCUUGAUCUUUGCAACAUAAAACAUAGUUCUGUGGAAGUGCAAAAUAUGAUAAACGGAUAAAACAGUCUGGACCUGAAUCAAGUCAGGACACCUCUCCUACUUGCAGGGAGUUGUGAUGAUUUUCAAGGGAACAAGCAGGAGUCCUGCCCUCGCUUCUCGCCUUUGAUGAUGAUGGACUUACCCAGCCAGCACUUGCCUGUGGAGGUCAGCUGAAGACGACGCCACGCAGCUAAGUCUGGAUUAGCCGGCCGAACGAGUUUCAAUGCUCCUCCACGUUCUAAGAUGAAGUUAUGGAAAGGUGCUACUUUUGCCUUCAUGCUCUGUGGCGCAGCCCUGUCCAUCCUCCUCGUUAGAAACAUGGCCUCUAUCGGACAGUUCAAACCCAGGAUGAAAUAUCCGUACGCAUCCUCGUCAAGACGGUCUUCGUCAUCAGAAUCGAUAUCCAAGGCCUCGCCGCCAUCCCCCUCGUCGUCGUCGGCAGAAGCGACGGCGCUGUCGAGGCAGAUCGGUGGCCUUCAACGGAGAACCCGCUCAGCGGACGACAUGAACUCCCUCCUCUCAGAAUUUUCCAUGAUGUUCCAGAGCUUCACGGAGGGCGAGCUUCAGCAUGUGGUCGGGACCUUGCUCGACAGGAAGCGGAGGAAGAGCCGGCGCCUGGGCGAGAAGCAGGCCCGAAGGACUAAAAGAGCCCGGAGGCCCAAGCCCUGCUCCCUGAGGGAGCUGGAGCUGACCGUGAGCGAACUGGGUCUCGGCUACGACAGCGACGAGACGGUGCUGCUGCGCUACUGCAGCGGCAAAUGCUCGGCCCACCGGCACAACUACGACAUCACCAUGAAGCACAUGAUGCAGACGGGCUUCAAGAAGAGGGGCCGCAAGGACAAGGUCAGCAACGGGCCCUGCUGCCGGCCGACCGCGUUCGAAAAGGACUUCUCGUUCCUGGACAACAACAGUCGCUAUCACACGGUACAGAACGUGUCGGCGAAGAACUGCGGGUGUGUAUGACCCCGAGAGAUGGACUCAUCACCUCUUGCUGCUGCUCUCAGCCUCUGUUGGAACAGCUGAACGUGGAUGCUGUUAAAGACAAACUGUGGAAUAUUUUUCCGGCUGCUCCACGGCGACCUUUUCCUGACAGGCAGACUUGAUUUUUUUUUUUUUUUUUUUGUCUUGCGUCUGUCCACCCACGUCGUAACCGAAUCACAUGGACAGCGAGCGCUGCGUUUGUGUGGAUUCCAUGUAAAGAGACACAGAAAAUGACUGUUCAUACCAAAAAGUUUUUAAUAUCUUUUCUAUCUGUGUAGUAACACUGUAAACCGUGGUGUAACGAACGAUGUAGCAGCAUUAUGUUUGUGAUGUUACAUUCGAGUAGUAGUACAAACCAUAGAUGCAAUGGUGGACUAGAUAAUUGCUGUUACUACACUUCAAAUCAUGGACUUCACUAACUCCAGUUCACAUGAUGAUAAUGGUGACAGUACAUCACCUUUCAGGCAAAAAAGUGCUUAAAAUCAAUUCCAAAGCCAUAAAUAAAAUAGAAAUAUAAAUCUAGGUAAUGCACCAAUGUUUACUUUAAGCCCUGUGCAGGAUAGUUUGAACCAUUGACCUAAACUGACGUCUGGUGAUGAGCUGUCUCCAGAGAGUAUUCUGACUUUAAAGGUGUGUUGAGCUGUUUGUGACCUGUUUCCCUGCUUGUAUGCACUUCUGUUACUAAUUGCAGUGUUAUUACACAGGUAAAAGAACAUGUUAUUGAUAUGAAUUUGAUAUAGCUCCAGGUUUGAUACCCACCUUUAAUUCUUGUGUUUUGUAUGUUGAUGUGUAGAUUAACGACGAGGACCCCUCUCAAAACACAUAAAUACUCUCUCACUUUAGUAACUGAACCACGUGAAAAUUGAUCCCACCUGCUCUCCAUAGAAUAACUCAUCACACACACACAAAUCAUCAUUUUAAACCUUUUUUUAUAUAUACUUUUCUGCAAAUAACCUAAAAUUGCAAUUACCCAUAAUCAUCUGGAAUUAUUUUCCACAAAGAAUUGCCAAAACACACGAAGUCAAUUCAGCGUGCAUGAUGAAUUCAUUAACUUUGAUUCGUAAACGUCUCAAAUUCCAGGUGAGAUAACCUCAUCAGUGUGGGCUCUGGAUGUAAUUUGUGGACGUUUACGCUCAGAGGUUUUAGCUAAUCUGAGGUGUGUGAGAGAGAAAUGCUUUUAUUUUUUCUCUCGCCGACAGAAAACUAACAAUGAAGUAGAGUCGGGAUGUGGAAAUGUGUUUGCACCCGCCCAUAAAACCCUGCAACUUUCUAUGAUCCAAAGCAGCGCAGCCUUUUAUUGGCCCAUCAAAUGCCUCCUUGUUGUAUUGCCUGGUAGAGUUUUAGGGGAAUAUAAGCUGUUGAAAUGAGUUAUGAAGCAUGUUUCUCACCUUCGACAAUCUUUAUUUGGUUUGAACCCAUAGCAACUUUUUGCCUGAAGUACAAUAAAUUGUGUUUUGUUUUGUUUUUUUUUUGUCCUGAGGAGGUGCAGUGUGGGCCGUGGAUGCGGUGCAUCUUUUAUUGUAGUUUAUAUUGUAUUUAUUUGGGAAGUAAAUUAUGGUUUUUGCAUAUUUAUUUAGAUUACCACACAGAAACGGGACAGCUUAUUAUCAUUAAGCAACUGUGCCAAAAAAUGUUUUAUCAAACAUUCUAUAAAGUCUGCUGAAUAAACAUAAU